AUGGGAAUCCAGAACUUUUGGACUCUUAUAGAACCGUCCGGAAGAAAUGUUUCCAUUGAAUGCAUGCGCGGGAAACGGUUGGCAGUGGACAUCAGCAUCUGGCUCCACCAGAUCAUUCAUGCGAUGCGUACUCCAACAGGAGAAACGGUCCCCAAUGCUCAUAUCUAUAUUGUCAUCUUUCGGCUGUGUAAACUCAUAUUUUACGGAAUAAAGCCCGUUAUUGUCUUCGAUGGAGAUGCCCCUGCGUUAAAAAAGCAGACCCUGAAGCGGAGAAGGGAAAAGGCCGAAAGAGCAAAGACGAAGAUGAACGAGAUUCAGCAAGAAAUGGCUCUAGCAAACCUGGUAGAAAAGGUGAAAUCAGGAGUGUGCAUUUUUACUUGA
Messenger RNA from Blastocystis hominis, 381 nucleotides. RefSeq lists its product as hypothetical. Gene Ontology annotation, molecular function: single-stranded DNA binding; DNA endonuclease activity. Gene Ontology annotation, cellular component: nucleus. The record is from RefSeq and is a predicted model, not a curated record. The coding region runs from base 1 to 381 and encodes 126 amino acids. Gene Ontology annotation, biological process: nucleotide-excision repair. The transcript has a single exon. Lineage: Eukaryota; Bigyra; Opalinata; Blastocystidae.